AGUGUUUCCAUCAGACCCCUGGCAACGGAAGCGAUGGCGGGGGAUUCUGCAGUCGAGCUUCUUUUUAUUGAUACCUUUAAACACCAGAGUGCAGAGUUGACCAAUGUGGACGUGGUUCGCUUCCCUUACGGUGUGCUCGUCACUGAGGUGCGGGUUAUCCCUCCAGGAAUCAGAGCUCACAGUAACCUACCUGACAACCGAGCACUUGGAGAAACAUCUCCACAUGCCUUCCAACUGGAGAUCUUCUUCAAUAAUGUCCUCAAACCAAACAGUUCCAGCUUCCAUAGACUUGGCAGCUUGGAGUAUGAUGAGAACAAGUCUAUUGUAUUUAGGCCAAGUGGAAAGGUGAACACAGACGGUCUGGUGCUUCGUGGCUGGUACACAACUCUUACUGUGGCUGUAUAUGGAACAGCAGAGCGAAUGCAUGGCCAUGGACACAACCAAAGUUCACCUCCACCACCUCCACCUCCACCUCCACAACAGACCAGUGUGUCCAAAAGGAUGGUUAAGCAAGAGUGGGAGAAAGAGGACCAGUAUAAUGGUAGCCCCCCUAGACCUGCUCCAAGAGGUCCCCGUACUCCACCUGGUCCUCCACCUGAUGAUGAUGAUGAUGAUGACGACGACGAUGACGAUGAUGAACAGGUUCAACCAGGAGCGGUUGGCAUGGUAAAAGAGGAGCCAUGUGAAGGCCGAGAUGACUAUCUGGAGGCUGUUUCACCUGAGAGAUCUCUGCCAGCUGACGAAACCUACUCGGAUGCUGAACAAGAGGAAGAAUGCGAUGAGGAUGAGGAACAUGAAGAACAGGAGGAGGAAGACGAUGCAAGAACAGAAGGAAGUGUUCCAGAUGAAGAGGAAGAGGAGGAUGAUGAGGGUGAGGACGUUGAAGAGGAGAUGGAGGAAGGUGAUGAUGGUUAUGAACAAAUAUCAAGUGAUGAAGAUGAUUUGGAUAAUGGGAGCUUCAAGAUACCAUCUUUUGACAUGGACUACACCCCUGAAGACAUGGAAUCUGUUCCACCAGUUCAAUAUGACCCUUGUGACCGAGAACUCAGACCUCUGCUCUUCUUUACUCCUCCAUAUAAAACACGCUUUGAUGUGGCUGAGAAGGCCAACGUGGAAGAGACAGAAGACGCCAUCAGUAUUGAAGCAGUCACUGGUGGUGAGGAGGAGGAGGCUGUUGUGCAGCUCAAAGAGCUGAUAAAAGGCAUUGGGGAUGACAGGGACACACGGUGGGUCAAUGCUCUGGAAGAAGCACCAGGAAUUUUGGCCAAAGUGUUGACUUACUUAAUUAAACUGGGAGAGAGUGAGGUGGAGGAAAAUAUCAGUACCCUUGCAAAGUGGGCUCUUCAAGCACUCAGUAUGGAAGUAGCUCUGACCCAACCAAUUGCCCUCAACCUCAGACAGCUUAAGGCUGGUGCCAAGAUGGUGUCAUACCUAGCAGAAUGGCCCCCAGGCCUGACAAUACUGUUGCGUGAAGGUGCCCUGAGUGUCCUGCUGAAGCUGCUCAACGGUGACCAUGUUUCCUCCACCCUGAAGCUCAGCAUUCUCAAAGCACUUGACACCCUCAUUAGUGCCCCCGCUGGAGUGGAGGCUUUUCUACAUGCUGGAGAACAUGAGAAAAGUGGUUAUCAGCAUUUAGUGGAGCUGUUCCUCCAUGAAGAAACUGUGAGAGUUAUCACUGCUGGCAACGCCAUAAUACAGAAGAGCCAUUUGUAUGAGGUUUUGGUUGACCUACAGAACUCAGCAGCUGCAUGGAGUGAACCACAUCACGAGGAGGUUGAAGAUGCUGAAAGUCCUGUGGAGGAGGAGUCGGCAAUUAGUUCUUCACCUGUUAGUGAAUCAGAGCUUGAUCGGCUGGCAGGCAUUUUAGAGGAGCUGCAUCACCUACUAGAAACGGCCCCAAACUGUAUGGUGCAGCCCCCUGGAAAAGCAUUUCCAACUUCUGCUAGGAUAACAGGACCGCAGGAAAGAGAUGAUCCAUAUCCUACACUUUACAGGUACAUGCAUGAAUGCCGUUUAUUAGAGAGCAUGACAGUGGUUCUGUCAGCUGCUGCAGCAGCAGGUCACGUUGGAAUCACCCAAGGUUUUCGAGACCUUCUGCACCUCCUGUCACUCUCACAGUCAGGAUUGCUUUUUCUACUGGCCCAACCAGCCCCCACCAAUCUGCUUCUACGGCUGCUUGCAUCAGUGGCGGAAGCCGAAGGGGAGGAGACAACUUUCCCCACAGGAGAGUCGAGUCUGUCUGGGCCCAGCUAUGGUGAAGAGGGCUUUGGUGUUUGGCUCAUGCAAGCACUCCAUGCUCUCCAAGGGAUAUCAGAACUCAUGAGUCAUGUGGCCCAAGGAGGAGAGGGAGCAAAUGGACUUAAAGAAGGUGAUAACCCUGAGGUCCUGGGACAACUACAUGCUCUCUACUUGAUGACUUUCACCUUAACUGGUCGGAGUGCAGUGGCACAUGUUUUCAGUCUGGAUACCAACAUUUCCUGUCUGGUUACUCUUCUACAGCAUCACAGCAAGGAUGGACAGGGUGAAGCCAAGACACGUAAAGCUGUAACAUACAACUAUGCUUGUAUGCUGGUGUUGAUGGUCGUUCAAAGCUCAAAUGACCUGAGAAUGAUGGAACAGUUUGCUGCUCCACUGUUGGCUUUAUCCAAGGGAGAUGACAACAAUGCUAAGUUGCAGGAGCUUAGUAAAUGGCUGGAACCUCUGGAGAAAGUACGCUUUGAGAUGGCAAGCAUUCCUCCACUCAUCAAUUACAUCAAACAGAAUGUUGAAAAUGUGUUGACCGCUGACGGGACCGGACUAGUCACUGCUCUCAAGGUGCUCUGUCAAAUUGCCUGCCCCCCACCAUCUGUUGAAGGGCAGCAACGUGACCUGAAGUGGAGUCUUGCAGGGGUUCAGCUGUUCUCUGGGGAGGGGCUGGACACAUGUGUGCGUGUCCUGCAGAAGCUCUGCAGUGUUCUGCUGCAGCCGUGGCGCAUGCAUGGACACAUGGGCCCUACCCCACAACGAUGCAUGAUCCUCAGCAUAUGUGUCAGCACACUUAGGUUGCUGCGCACCAUGUUGACGGAGCUCCUUCGUGGUGGAGCUUUCCAGUUCCGGGACACUCGCGUGGCCAAUGUUUUGGUGACACUCCAUAUGAUCGUUUGUUCGAUCCCUGCAUCAGGCCGUCUGGAUGGGGAGGAAACCAGAGUGCAAGCACUGAUUGUUGAUGUGCUGCUGACAUUCACACAGGGUGUCAAUGAGGAGGUGACUCACACUGAAGAAACCUUAUCAGGUAAUACAUGGUCUCUGAUGCUGAAAGAGGUGUUGGUGUCCCUGUUGAAAGCACCCGAGGGUCUGUUCUCUGGCCUGACGUUGUUGUCAGAGCUUCUGCCGCUCCCGCUACCAAUGCAAAGCGCUCAGGUGAUAUCACUUCAAGAUGUUGCUGUGGCAUUGAACACCAGGAAACUGUGGAGCAUGCACAUCCGGGCCCAGUGGAAAGUGUUUUCAGAGACUUUGAGAUGCGUGUGUGCCACAAGCUGCCCUGCUCUCUUGACCAUACUCAGGAGAGUGUGUGUGCAGCUGGCUGACUUGUCCUCUCCCACUGCAACUCUUAUCAUGAAGACCCUGCUGGAGAUGCUGCUGGAAGAGCUGCAGCCGGUUGAAGGAAAAAGUACAUGCUGGGGUCAAGUCCUGCGUCUGCUUUCUUUGGCUGAUGCUCUGGUGUCACAGAGAGCUUGUAAGAGCGCCAUACUGCACCUUCUCUCUGGAUCGGUGUCUGGAGAGGAACAAUUGACAGACAUGUUUCCGCUGCUGCUUUCCUUGUUGCUUCCUCCUGCUGAGCAUUGUUUACAGCAACAGCAAUGCAGCGAAAUUGUGGGGACAUUUGUGCAGUCACUGUGUGACCAGGACAUAUCCCUGGUGAUUUCCUCAUCAAGUGAAACUUGCACAUCAGAAGUUGACCAACUGGCCAAUUCUCUGCCUGGAAAGGAGAUGAUGUCUUCAGUUUGCAAUGCCUUGUUGGAGGUUUUGGGUAAUACUGACAGCAGCGUUUCACUUCUGCUCACCUGCGUCAGGACGUUGACAUUCUUGACCGAGCAUGAUUACGGACUUUACCACCUUAAAAUAGCCUUGAAGAAACACAGUGCUGGAAUUUACGCCCUGUUGAAGAAGCUGGUGUUUCCAUUUAACAAGGAUUCAGCAGAUCUCCUCUCUGCUCUUCUCGACUUCCUCAGACAGAUUGUCAGCACUGACCAUAUGUGCAAUGAGGAGAACCAGGGGUCCAUUGACGAUCCUGCUUUUAAUAGUCCCCCACGGCUUCUCACUGGGUCUGAGAUGAAAGCUUUGCUGCAAUGGGAAGAGUCUGACAGUCAUCCGUUGCCCAAUUUGGAAAAGCAGAUCAUGAAACUCUGCAAGGAAGACGAGUCACUAGAGACCAUUCUGGACAAUGUGAUAGUUCUAAGACAAACAAUGGAGACAGCCAGUGAUGCGCCCCCAUCUGUUGACACUGAGCCAGCGCUACCGGUGCCUGAAACACUCGUGGCCCAGUUCAGUCAUAGGACAGUGUUUAUGCUGUCAGACGUUUUGGAUGAACAACUCAAGGCAUUAUGGUUCUCUCCAUUCCAAAAUGAAGAUAUUGAGCCUGACCUUGACAUGGUUAAAGUAGACCUUGUCGGUUUGGCCCAAGAGUGUUGUCCAGACCUUGACCUGAGGGCGGAGCUGCAGCGCUCCUUCCUCUCCGAACCCACAUCUCCUGGACACACCAAGGCACCUAAGGGUUUCCGCCUCGGCAAACAUAAGCAUGAGACAUUCAUUACAUCAAGUGGUAAAUCUGACUAUGUGGAGCCUGCGAAGAGAGCUCACAUCAUGGCUGCUCCCCGAGGUCGUGGAGGUCGAGGUGGUUUUGGUCAGAAUCUCUCUCGACCACACGAUAUCUUCCGCCAGCGGAAACAGAACACUUCUCGGCCGCCAAGCAUGCAUGUGGACGACUUUGUGGCUGCCGAAUUCAAAGAUAUCACUUCUCCGAUUGGGCUUUUGCAGCCAAAAAGACCUCCUAAAAGUUCCCCCAAACUUCCCACCAGAGGCCUUUUCACCGGCAACAGAGGCAGAGCCACUUUCCACAGCCAAACUCGUUUCUUCACCCCGCCACAACCUAAAGGAGUGCUUUUAUCUGGUAAUUAUGCUCGUAGAGAAGGAGGGCGUGGGUCGUCAUGGAGCAGCCAAGUUCCUGCUGUCACUCACAGAGGAACCUACAGUGAACCACGCGGUGGCCAGAGCAAUUUUACCCGUGGCCCUCUGCCGUCCAGACAGCCUCCUGCAAGUGCCUAUCGGCUUACACCUCGGGAUCGAGUCCCCAGAGGCAGAGGCGGCACUGGGUUGGCGUGGCUUAGUGGAGGAGGCGGUGGCGGUGCUGGAGGAGGCGGUGGGGGUGGAGGCAGAGGCUCUCAAGGGAGCAAGUUCAGUGGAGGCGGAGGUAGUGGGGGCGGACGGGGCCGACAUGUGCGUUCGUUCACCAGGUAAACUCACCUGGACAAUGUCUAGAGCCUGUUCUGGCCACAAAUGGACCAUUCCUGGGUUGUCAAGCGAUGGAAAGACUGUGAUGAUGUUUUAUGUUUUCUUAUUUUGAGUUGUUCUGAGAAUAAACAUUGUCGUAAAUGAGGUUUGUGCU
This is a messenger RNA of Synchiropus splendidus (mandarinfish), 5644 nucleotides long. RefSeq names its product vir like m6A methyltransferase associated (gene virma). NCBI's taxonomy places the organism in Eukaryota, Metazoa, Chordata, Actinopteri, Syngnathiformes, Callionymidae. The coding region runs from base 34 to 5496 and encodes 1820 amino acids. Gene Ontology annotation, molecular function: RNA binding. The record is from RefSeq and is a predicted model, not a curated record. Gene Ontology annotation, cellular component: RNA N6-methyladenosine methyltransferase complex. The transcript has 27 exons.